Messenger RNA from Cuscuta campestris, 1079 nucleotides. The record is from the annotation of a GenBank genome assembly. Lineage: Eukaryota; Viridiplantae; Streptophyta; Magnoliopsida; Solanales; Convolvulaceae.
CACGGAUUUGCCACCAGUUCUUUUCAUUGUAUUCACUGCUUUUAAAAACCCCACUCUUCGACCCCACUCUUCUCGUCUUCCAAUUUCCCUCCCUACUUCGUUCCCAUCGCCUGCCACCGGAAAAGUCUUCCUCACCAACCAUGGACCUGAAACUCUGGGAGACCUUCAAAGAGGCAAUCGCAACUUACCCGUCCCUAUCUCCGGCGACUCUGUUCACGGUUGCCGCACUUCUCCUCGCCCUUUAUUAUGUCGCUUCUGCGCUCUUCGGCUCCUCCGAUCAUGCCGACCGCCGGAUGGACAGGGAGCCGGAGGAGGAGAUGAAGCCUCUGCCCCCGCCGGUUCAGGUUGGGGAGAUCAGCGCGGAGGAGUUGAAGCAGUAUGAUGGCUCCGAUCCUAACAAGCCUCUGCUUAUGGCCAUCAAGGCUCAGAUCUAUGAUGUCUCUCAAAGCAGAAUCUUUUACGGACCAGGGGGACCUUACGCUUUGUUUGCGGGGAAGGAUGCUAGUAGAGCUCUUGCUAAGAUGUCCUUUGAGGAGAAGGACCUCACGGGUGACAUAUCCGGGCUUGGCCCAUUUGAGCUAGAGGCCUUGCAAGACUGGGAGUACAAGUUUAUGAGCAAAUAUGUGAAGGUUGGAACUGUGAAGGACCAAGUCGCAGAAACUGAAGCAACUGCUUCUUCUCAUCAAGAAACUGAGAGUGCUGAGGCCGUUAAGCACGGAGAAGAUGUCUUGCCAGAGAAUGGGGAUGCUAAGGACAAUGUGCCACCAGAAAGCAAUGUUGCUUCAGAAACUGUUGGCACUUCUCAUGGCAUUCCAGACAAAGAGUAGGCCAAGGAAAAUAGCUUUUUUCUCAAUGGAGAGCUCUAUAGUAAUACUUCAAUGUUUUCCCAUCAUCUUUUUUUCUUUUAAAAACUUUAAAUUUAGUCUAGAAUGCUUCUACAGACUGCUGGUAAGAAUCUCGUUGACAUUUGGCCGGUUUACGGCAAUAAUAAUAUAUCAAUGCAAACAUUUUACAUCUUUUCGAGAAAAUUACUGAAAACCUUUUAGAAAUCUCUUCCCCAUUAAAAUAAAACAUGCAUA